Patiria miniata (bat star) is the source of this 1550-nucleotide messenger RNA. RefSeq lists its product as uncharacterized. Lineage: Eukaryota; Metazoa; Echinodermata; Asteroidea; Valvatida; Asterinidae. The coding region runs from base 79 to 1059 and encodes 326 amino acids. The record is from RefSeq and is a predicted model, not a curated record. The transcript is spliced from 5 exons.
UAAAUCAAACAUUUUCGCUAUUUCUAGCUAUCAUUAAUCAACCGUGACAAGAAGAUUGAUUUUAAACACACCAAGAGAAUGAAUGUGAAAAAGUCUACAAGAAAACGAGAGUCAGUUUUUAAAGCUCAUGUACUUGAAAGACUCUACCCGCCUGAAAACACUUCAAAAGAUGAAACAGCACCUCAAACUCCAACAAACUCUCUGACGACAAAAUGCACCAAAAGUACACAAUCAAGAGUAGCUGGUACAAAGCUGUACACCGUUCAACCCCCAUCUGAUGGGUUACCGGAGGCUCAGACACAGCUCAGCCAUGCUAGCAGAGAAAGUCCUGAAGAAAAAUUGCCGUCUAGCUGUUCUGAAGCAGAAUCUUCAGAUGUUUUUGAAGAUGAGGAGCGACCUGCGAGAAAAAGGAAGAGGAAGAAGAAACACAGAAAGGGGACUGCAGAGUCAUCAGCUGAAACAAGCCUCACUACGAGCAAAGGAGAUGCACAAAGUCAAACUUUUCAGAAGGAAUCAUCAUCACAACCAACAAACACUUCAUUACUGACCAAGAACCAGAGAAGGAAACUGAGAAAGAAAAGGGCCAAGCUCGGUAGACUUCAAAACAAGCCAACAGUCAAAGCCACGGAGUUUACAUGCGAUGUGGAUGCACAGGGUCCUGGUAGGGGAGAUGAUGAUGGUGAUGAGGGUUCUGGAGAUGAGGCUACUCGGGAAGUGAUUGAGUUCGUUGAGGCAGUUUGGAGGGUUUACAGCUGUGACACAAGCAAAGCCCAGUCCAUGCACUCCCACUCCCAACAAUUCCAGACAAUGAUUGACAAGUUGUCAAAUGAUGAGGUGUCAAAGGAGGCUGUAAUUCGCUUAAGAGACAUCAAGAGGCUAUUGGUCCUCCAGGAUUUCCCACGGGCAAGGACGAAGCUCAGCGAGUGUGGGGACAACCAGAGUAGCACAUCUGAAUCAGAAAAUAUCUUGCUUUUCUCAACACUGGCUGAGUAUUGGAUGACUGAUAUUGCAGCCUCCGACUCAACCUCUGGAAUAUUCGCUGAAUUAAUGUCCAUUUAAUUAAACUUACUAGUAGCAGAAUCAUUAAAACCUCCAAUACCCACAAACGACUCAUAAACGACCGUGUCAGUCUAUAUAAAUACCUAUUCGGAAUACAGUACUUUUAAACAACUCUGAAUACAUUACUAUUUAGAAGCGAGAUAAGUCCACUACACGGGCACAAACAUUGAACACACAUGGCUGCUGAUAUCCCACGCAAUAUGUUCAAGUAAUCAGUGUUCGUGUUUCCUUUGAAACAGUCCUAUCGAAAAAUGUCAUUCAUCAUCUGGGUACACCUGCCAUAGUGGACAACAUUUUAAUUAAAAAAAAAUAAUGUUAUUACAGAAAGCGGAAAAACUUGUAUUUUCCCCAUAGUUUUGUAAAUUAUUAAGACAAAAGGUUUAUUACCUAUUGUAUUGUUUUAUAUUUUUAAUUUAUUUUGCUAGGUACCUAUAAGUGUUUUUUUUUUAAAUUAAAAACAACGAUUUGUUCUAAAGUACUCGUACCCACUA